Messenger RNA from Wyeomyia smithii (pitcher-plant mosquito), 2946 nucleotides. RefSeq names its product gastrula zinc finger protein 5-1. The coding region runs from base 821 to 2335 and encodes 504 amino acids. Gene Ontology annotation, molecular function: RNA polymerase II cis-regulatory region sequence-specific DNA binding; DNA-binding transcription factor activity, RNA polymerase II-specific. Lineage: Eukaryota; Metazoa; Arthropoda; Insecta; Diptera; Culicidae. Gene Ontology annotation, biological process: regulation of transcription by RNA polymerase II. Gene Ontology annotation, cellular component: nucleus. The record is from RefSeq and is a predicted model, not a curated record. The transcript is spliced from 5 exons.
CCUCACGUUAAAGCUCACACCCCAUAAGUUAUUGAAAAAAGGGUAAGGAGAUAGUCUGUGGGGAAAACCGAAACCCAGAGUUGUGAGAUCGAAAGAAAAUUUGUGAAAAUAUUUUUGGUUACUGGAUACCGAAAGAUUUGAAAAAUCGGUUUCACUAGCAAAGUACGAUUCCCGAAAAAACUACAAUUUUAUAUGGAAUUUAUUAGAAUUAGAAUGUUGAGGAGUAUACUGAACAAGAAUAUUAAAUUAUAUUUUAAUUCUGUUUAUAACAAAAUUAAUUGAGGGUAAUAGGAAAAGAAAUAAAUCAUGUAACACCCAGCGGAGUAUCAGAAAAUUAAAACGGUAGAAUUCAAGCUUCAAUGUUGUGGAUCAUCGUAACUUAGAAAUAUUUUGACGGGAAGUAAAAUAAUCUGGUGAUCUCAUUUUCUAUUAAAUCAAAUAUUGCAUUAAAUGAUUAGUUGCGAGUAUUCGGAACAUAUUUUAAUGAAUCUCUUGAGCAUAUUUCAUCAACAACUGUUGUUAGAGAACAAUUUUCAAGUCUAGUUCUAAUCACGACAGAUCAUCCAAUACGUUAUUAUUCAAUGUCAUUAUUGAACAUUUAUCAGUUUAGUGAUCAACUGAUUGUAAAACAAGUAUUCAAUUGUUCAAUUCCGAUAACACUGAACUACUAUACCGAAAUUGACUUGCAUGACGAGGACACUGGGCGUUAACUGUGAGAAAACGAAAAUCCAGGUGCCUGCUGAUUUCUCCUUGCCUCUGCUCGAUUUCAACACUUUUACGCGUUGGUUUUUUGCGAGUGGGUGUAUGCAAGGCGGGGACGAUGAACGCGAACGAACCGUCGACCGAAUCAAUCAUGAACUUUUCACCGUUUGGAACCCAUUUUCCCGGUACCAUACCGGGGAUACAUCAAUUCGCAAGCAGCGGUCUAGUUACAAGCGUACCUUCGUCGUCCCACGACACAAACAAUCGUUAUCACAGUAUAAAUUCUAACGUGAGCAUGGCGCAUUUCAACCAAUCGCACGCACCCAUCCUCGGGAAAUUUCGUCCGGAGGAUACAUCCAAUGUAAUUAAUCCGAACAAGUAUAAUGGUCACAAUAGUGCGACAACCAUCACAACUACUAGUGGCCAAUACACGAUUCCGUAUAGUCAACAUUCAGAAGUGAACGAUCAUAAGCAGCGAAAUAUGUACCAUCAGACCUCGAGUGGAAUCACAACUGGUACGACCACCCAGUCUUCCCAAGAGAUCACACAAGAUCUAAGUGCUUUGUUGCAACAAGCGGACAGCAAACGUGUUCUUCAGAAUCCAAGUUGGCAAUCGUUAGCUCCAGGAACUUCUGUAGCCGACUAUCUAUCGCAUCUGCCAGGUACGGCUUUGCCACUGUCUCUGCACCAUUUUCUCAAAUAUUCGGCUGAAAACAUCAAGAAAGAAACGCAAAACCCUUUGUCAACCAUCGAUAUGUGCCAGGCUCAGUCGCAGAAUUUGAACGCUAACACUGGUCAACAUCCCAAUGGGAUGAUCUUGCCUGCAUCGCAGACUAUUGCUAGUAUCUUGGGACAUCAAAAUUCAGCUAUGCAACAGCAGCAACAGCAACAGCAUUCCAGUCCACAAGGACCAGCAACCAGUUCCAGUACGAUUAAUGGAGCUAACAAUGCUGCUGGUACAGGUGAGACUGGCAAAAAGAAAAAGAAGAAAAAGAAAAAGCCGCCAAAGGAGCGUAAGCCACGUCCUAAACCAGGCGAAAUCCAAGUGCGUACCGCUCUGGAUGGCAGUCUCCUGUUUUUGUGUCCCGAAUGUCAAAUGGCCUACCCUGAACGAGAGUUACUUGAGCAACAUUUAAUAGGACAUAACCUGGAGCGCCGGUUCAUAUGCGACAUUUGCAACGCGGCACUGAAACGGAAAGAUCACCUCACGCGGCACAAGCAAAGCCACAACCCUGAAAGACCUUUCGUUUGCACAAUUUGUUUGAAGGCAUUUAAACGUAAAGAACAGUUAACUCUGCAUAUAGUAAUCCAUUCAGGGGAAAAGCGACAUAUCUGUCAAGAGUGCGGCAAAGGUUUCUAUCGGAAGGAUCAUCUCCGUAAGCAUACCCGGUCUCAUAUUGCCCGUCGUCUCAAAGCAGAAUUACAGGCACAACAAGGUGCUGCUGAGGGCACAUCGAACGGAGGACGCGCAAAUAAUAGCAAUAAUCAGGCCAAUCAAAACCAACCGAACACAGCCCAGCAGCAGCAGGUUCCACCACAAGCACAACUGCAGCUGCAACCUCAGAGCACAAAUCAACAGUUGCAACCACCGCAGUAUCAUCCAAUCCCGCCGACUUCACAAAUGAUGUCGUAAAAGAGCAAAAAAGUACCCGCCAAUCUAUUGAUCUCAGUACAACAUUCGUCUGAAUAUAGCCAUUUAAGGAUAAGUAACAUUUUCACUUUCUGCUGCUAUCUCUUUGUUCAGCUGUAUUACUGUACUCUAGGUUAUACGAUAUCCAUACUACACAUUAAACAUAAAUGAUUGAAGCCAUAAUUAGCUGAAUGCAAAUAUUUUUUGUGCGAUUGUCGUGAUUUGAUAGAGCCCUAUUGACUUGUAAUAAGUAUAAUCGGAAUCGGAUAAAUUAGAUUUAAUGUAUUUGUGCAAUUCGAACGUUAUUUUAUAUUUGUUUUUGAGUGUAACUGUUCAAUCUUCAUCUGUGUUCCUUAGUUUUAUUCUAGUCAGAAAUUUUAACCUUUUUCUUGAACAGCUGUAGAUUGAUGUUUGAAGACGCACAUAUUCUAAACGAUAACUUUCUGUUGACUUUUUUGCAAAUAGAUCAAAUGUUUUUUUUUUUGUUUGAUAAUUCCUGUUUAUCUAUUAGAACUUAUAGCACUAUACGAUUAAGAAAACAAAUGAUUGCUUGACUAAUAAAUGUAUUUGAAAUUAAGAGUAAAAGGAUUGGAAUAAACAUCACGCAACAAGAA